AUGGCUAGUGGACUCGGUCAACGGCCACUCUCUGAAGUGAGCCCCAUGGCUCAGCGACGCAAUUCACCCAGCUGGAACCAGACAACAAAGAUGGCAAACGGCGAGUCCCCUGCCUACGAUGUAUCUCCUCUCAACAACAAUGCCUCCCCCCGUUUCUUCUGGAAAGGCCGCGAAUCUCCCUCUCCCUUCGCCAAGGGCUCCGAAAACCUUGCGCCAUAUGACCCUGAAGGUGUCUGCCUACCAACAAAGCGCCCGUCUCUCGAGGACCUCAAGCGCGCAUCACGUGUCAAGAACUAUAGCAUGUUUCAGAGUGGCCAAGAGUACGACCCGGCGCAGGUCUCACUUCCUCACAGACCGCUGGCCACCGAUCGAUCACCACACCGAGACAGCCAAAUGAACCUCGCAAAGUCUCAACUCCCCGAUGAGUGUAACAUGGAUCCUCUACCACGACCGGUUUCACCCAGUAAAGAUCAGCCGUCGCCAGGCAAGUCGUCGCUAUCCAAGGGUAGUCGAUAUGGAAAAGGUUUCGACCCACAGAAUGAUAUUUGGUCAGAGUAUGACAGCGCUGGCCACCGACAUGCGAAGAGUGUGACAUUUGAUGUUGCGCCUCCGCAAGUCAACGAGUAUGAAAUGCGCACCCCCGACCCAGCCUCUAUUGCCUCGGGAUCGCGUGAGAAUAGUUAUGACUCUGAAGAGGAAGGCGAUGUCAGCUUUGACCAUGACACUUCUUUUGAGCGCGAUGACAGCUUCGAUGCAUCCCUUGAAGAUAUUGAGAAGACACCUGUUGUUCUCCCCGAGGACUGGCGGUUCAUGACCCCUGACAGUGAGAACGGUGACGAAGAGUCCUUUGCCGAGUCUGUUGAGGAUCAUGUUGCCGAGGAGCGCCCUGUAUCCCGUGAGGGCGAAAAGUCCAGCCACACGCGAGUCGAAUCCCUCGACUCCGAUGGAGAGCGGCGCCCACUGCCGCCAUUGCCUUCACUGUCACGCCUAUCUCUCUCGGGACCGUCUUCACCGGGAAAGCUUGCUGCCGCUUUCGAGCUGGGCAGUGCUGGUCACCGCUCUCUGCCUGUUGCGCCUGCCGCUGCCUCUUACAAUAAAGCCGACAUCAGCGGCGCCAUGUCUCUCGAGGACCGGCUACGACUAAUGAUGCUCCAUGAGCAGAAGGGUGAGGAGAAGACAGAUGACGGAGAGACUAUCGACGACGUGGCUGCAAAGGCAUCUGAAAAUGUUGACAACACUGGCAUGCCUGCCGAGAACGAGGCUGAAGGCAACGAGCAGCCCAAGGAUGACCUGUUUUCUCCUCCUCGCAUCUCUCGUGACUCAAUCCUGAGAGAUAUUCGGAAAGGCGAGAGCUACGAUGAUGAAGACGACAUCUUUGGUGAUGACUGCCAAUUUGCCCCAAGUCCAGAUCCGUACCAGCAUUACGACCCCGAUAUCCCUAUCCCUUCCUUGGAAGAUGAUGACGACGAUGACGCUUCUAGCGUGAUCAUCAAGGAAGAAGCUCGUGAUGAUUCUCUCUACGCGAUUACAGAUUAUUACCAGCAUCUGUCUGAUAACAGUCUCUCCUCCCGGGAUCAACGUGCGACAUACGAUGAUGACAGCAAUUACUCGCUGCGAUCUGCCGCUGAAGUCGCUAGCAACAAUGCCGCCAGCAAGGGAUCCGGCGAGUCCACCCCCACUGCCGAAGAGCCAAAGGAAGGUUUGCUCGAUGGUUUGAAGUUGGAAGACCAGACUGCUGAGCCUCUCGAGACCCAGCCCCUUGACAUGGCCUCAAUCCGCCAGUCUCUUGGCCGUCCUGUGACUCCCGAGAUUAAACAAGAGCCCAUCUCUGAGCCAUCCACUCCCGACUCUGUGAUUCGUCAUCCCAUUGAAGAUGAAGGAGAGCACGAUGACGAAGGAUACGAGGAAGACAACGUCAGCUCUUCAGACGAGUCUAUCCCCGAGCCUGUCGCCACUAUCCGUGCCCCUGGCGCUGGACUCAAGACCCGACCAUCGCUCACCCCCGCAGAUAUGGAGUCGAUGGCUGCUACUCGCCGCAAGAUCAGUGGUCAAUACCCGCCUCCCAUGCCAACACUGACAAAGCAGAUCUCGAACGAAUCCGAGAAAUCUGAUCGCGAGGACAAACCCAGCGACCUCCCACCUCAGCUUUCCUUGCCGUCCAACCUCACUCAACGACAGGCCAGCCUGAUGCAAUUGGAUAUUCCGUUCAGCAUUCAGGAGGAAAGUCUUGGCUCUGGCCUGAGCAAAGAAUUCGAUCGCGUCAUCGAGUCCCAAAAGGUUGCGUUCGAACUCGCUCUUUCCCAGCUUUCCUCUUGCCCUCAGCCGGUCCCCAGGGCUCAAACCCAGCCGGCCCCACAAACCCCAGGACAUUCCAGCUCAGACAAUGCAUUGAAAGCAGCCACUAAUAGUCUUCAUUACAAACAGAGAGGCUACCUCAUGAGACAAAACACCAAGGUUGUCAUUGCUAGCAACCGAAACGAAGAGGAGCCCGCCCUGGCCGCCGAUCAGGACACUGCGGAUCCUCGCGGUACUCGUUCGGCUGGCUCUUCUCCUCGCAAAGCCAGCCAGCAGACAUGGACAACAGUUCCCUGGAAUGGCCAGGCUCGCCGGCCUAGUGUGAAGCUGGCGGGCGCCAUCCCUAAGAAGAAGCCCGUUCCCGGAUCUGUUCCUCCUCUCCCUGGCCAACCCAGCAAUGUGCAAGAGGCUCCUGCAACCAUUGACGAGAACGAGCCUCUUGUGACCGAAACAUAUGAAGAGGGAGAAGAGCGCGGUCGACUGUUUGUCAAGGUUGUCGGCAUCAAAUACCUUGACCUGCCUAUGCCCCGUGGUGAACGAUCUUACUUUGCGCUUACCCUAGACAAUGGUCUUCAUUGUGUGACAACCUCGUGGCUCGAACUGGGCAAGUCUGCUCCUAUCGGACAGGAGUUUGAGCUUAUUGUGCAAAACGACCUAGAGUUCCAACUCACCCUGCAGAUGAAGGUUGAUGAGAACAAGUUCUACCCACAAGAGAUUCCCGGAUCUCCUCGCCAGAAGACGUCCGCUCUCAGCCGUGUCUUUGCCUCGCCUCGCCGCCGCAAAGAGCUUGACAUGAAGCAGCAGAUGCAGUCACAACAGCAAAAGGCCAACAAUGUCAAUGCUCCUGUGUACGAGAGACUACGCAACCUGGUUGCCCGCGACGGCAGCUUUGGACGUGCUUACGUCGCAUUGAGUGAUCACGAGAAGAUGGCCUUUGGUCGCCCCUAUACCGUCGACAUUGCUUGCUUCAACGAGUGGGCGGUGGAUGAGCAACCCAGCAGUGUGAAGAGCAAGAAGAGCGCAACCAGCGUGACCGCCCAGCGCCGGCCUCCUUACAAGAUUGGAAAGCUGGAGCUGCAGUUGCUGUUUGUUCCCAAGCCCAAGGGCAGCAAGGAUGAAGACAUGCCCAAGAGCAUGAACGCUUGUAUUCGCGAAAUGCGCGAUGCUGAGAGUCUUGCCGCUCGUUCCUGGGAAGGAUUCCUUUCACAGCAAGGUGGAGACUGUCCUUACUGGCGCCGCCGCUUCUUCAAGCUCCAGGGCUCGAAACUGACCGCAUACCACGAGACUACCCGCCAGCCACGUGCUACCAUCAACCUGGCCAAGGCCUCGAAACUCAUUGACGACCGACCCUCCUUGACUCAAAGGGAGACCAGCACUAAGGGUGGUGGUCGCCGCAAGUCUGCCUUUGCCGAAGAGGAGGAGGGUUACAUGUUCGUCGAGGAGGGAUUCCGUAUCCGGUUCGGUAAUGGUGAAGUGAUCGACUUCUAUGCGGAUUCAGCCGCGGAGAAGGACGGUUGGUUGAGAGUUAUGUCUGAGGCCGUCGGCAAAGGGUCAUCGACUGGCAGUGGUGCGAUCAAGCCUUGGGCUGACCUAGUUCUCAAGCGUGAGAGCAGCAUGAAAGCUCGACGUAAGACUGCGGACCGCUUUCCUCCCAGCGGUAUUCCUGUUGCUUCAGCAUCCCCAGUCGGAAAACGCCCCAGUGGAGUUGGAGCACCACCAGCUUCUGCAGGUAAUGGGGCGCAGGCGUCCCAGUCCCCCCGGCCCCGACACAAGCACACCUUCUCUCAACCCGAGCUGCCGAGUGCCGAAGCUCGCCGCCAGAAGACCCGCUCCCUCAUGUUCUAA
Penicillium subrubescens is the source of this 4140-nucleotide messenger RNA. RefSeq lists its product as uncharacterized. The record is from RefSeq and is a predicted model, not a curated record. Lineage: Eukaryota; Fungi; Ascomycota; Eurotiomycetes; Eurotiales; Aspergillaceae. The transcript is spliced from 4 exons. Gene Ontology annotation, molecular function: GTP binding. The coding region runs from base 1 to 4140 and encodes 1379 amino acids.